Procambarus clarkii (red swamp crayfish) is the source of this 1150-nucleotide messenger RNA. The record is from RefSeq and is a predicted model, not a curated record. Lineage: Eukaryota; Metazoa; Arthropoda; Malacostraca; Decapoda; Cambaridae.
CUGUGCGAACGAACACGGACAUCAACAUCAGCAACACAACACAUCAACAACACAACCCCUUUGUACCGAGUCCGGCGCCCACAUCAACACAACCCCUUGUACCGACUCCGGCGCCCACAACAACACAACCCCUUGUACCGACUCCGGCGCCCACAUCAACACAACCCCUUGUACCGACUCCGGCGCCCACAUCAACACAACCCCUUUGUACCGACUCCGGCGCCCACAUCAACACAACCCCUUGUACCGACUCUGGCGCCCACAUCAACACAACCCCUUUGAACCGACUCCGGCGCCCACAUCAACACAACCCCUUUGUACCGACUCCGGCGCCCACAUCAACACAACCCCUUGUACCGACUCCGGCGCCCACAUCAACACAACCCCUUGUACCGACUCCGGCGCCCACAUCAACACAACCCCUUGUACCGACUCGGACGCUCACAUCAACACAACCCCUUGUACCGACUCCGGCGCCCACAACAACACAACCCCUUGUACCGACUCCGGCGCCCACAUCAACACAACCCCUUGUACCGACUCCGGCGCCCACAACAACACAACCCCUUGUACCGACUCCGGCGCCCACAUCAAUACAACUCUUCAACACAACCCCUUGUACCGACUCGGACGCUCACAUCAACACAACCCCUUGUACCGACUCCGGCGCCCACAUCAACACAACCCCUUUGUACCGACUCCGGCGCCCACAACAACACAACCCCUUGUACCGACUCCGGCGACCACAUCAACACAACCCCCUUGUACCGACUCGGACGCUCACAUCAACACAACCCCUUGUACCGACUCCGGCGCCCACAUCAACACAACCCCUUGUACCGACUCCGGCGACCACAUCAACACAACCCCUUGUACCGACUCCGGCGCCCACAACAACACAACCCCUUGUACCGACUCCGGCGCCCACAACAACACAACCCCUUGUACCGACUCCGGCGCCCACAUCAACACAACCCCUUGUACCGACUCCGGCGCCCACAACAACACAACCCCUUGUACCGACUCCGGCGCCCACAACAACACAACCCCUUGUACCGACUCCGGCGCCCACAUCAACACAACCCCUUGUACCGACUCGGACGCUCACAACCAGGUACAUUCUUAUGCAUGUUUCCGUCGGGAAGAGUGA